Linum trigynum is the source of this 4123-nucleotide messenger RNA. The record is from the annotation of a GenBank genome assembly. Lineage: Eukaryota; Viridiplantae; Streptophyta; Magnoliopsida; Malpighiales; Linaceae.
AACAAGAUAAUGUACAUGUUCAUAAGAGUAAUUAACCAUUCCACUAGCUCUAAACAAGCUAGCUCGCGAGCUUAGCUCAACAAGCCACCAAGUUAAACUAGCUCACGAGCUUAUCAAGCUGAGCAUGGUUUAACUCAAGCUUGGCUCGUUUACUAACGAGUUGGCUUGCGAUCCAGCUUGUUAAAUAACAAACCGAGUGUCGAACGAGUUUUUUUCCAAUUCGAACACCGAGUUGCUCGCGAGCCGCUUGGCUCAUUUGCAUCCCUACCGAUAAGCAACACUAAAAUGUGUUUGGAGUUUGGACUUGGAGGUAACCAUUUGAUAAUCAAAUUUCUCCACUAAUAGGGUUAAAAUGAAAAAUAAAGUGUGUUUCAAUAUCACCAAGGACCUUACAAAUAUAUCAUCUUCUAAAUAUAUAUCCUUGGAAAAUGAAUAUUAUCUUUUUAUACGAAAAAGAAAUUACUAAUUAGUUGAAAAACUGCAACGACUGAACACAACCCUAUCAUUUCCAUGCUAAGAAAAAUUAUAAUUUCCAGUAUUGUUAUUAUUGUUUAACAGUUGAAGUUUGAACUACUAAAUUUAUAAAAGUUACAAGUAGUUAUCCUACUUUUAAAACGUUGUUAUUAUUAAUUUUCAUAUUUAUAUGAUACGAAUUUAACAAAUUUCACUAAGGCAAAUUAUUACAACACUACCAUUUAUCGUGUUUCUUCUCGAUUCUAAAUUUCUCUUAAUCUCGUUUGUUAUGUUUCUUCUCUGUCACUCUUUAAGUCUUAACCCUAACCAAUCCAAAUCUCCAUCGAUACAAAAACAAAACAAAAACAAAAAAACAAAAAAAAAAUCAUUUCCCCCUUUGUACGAAAAACCAAAGGAAAGCAAAAUAAGCGAAACAAACAGAGCAAAGAGGGAGAGAAUCGCUUCUGCAGAUCAACAAAAGCUGGAGAGCGAAACCCCCGAAUUCAUUAUCUGCUUUUCUUCUCCGAUAACCCUAACGAGCUCUCUCUCGACGUUUCAACGAAAGGUUAGUGAGGCUCUCUCUCUCUCUCUCUCUCUCUCUCUCUCUCAAUCGGUACCUUAUUUUCCUUCGAUUAUCAGUUAAUCGCUCUCCGUUUAAUCGUGUUUAUCGUAGAAAUCUGGUGCUCUUACUGUAAUCUGCUUGACGUUGAAGUCGCUAUUUUUCGAAUGAUUUUUUGCUGAAUUCGUUGCGUCCUUUGAGCGGAUGUGCUGUUAAUCCUUUUGUUCUCUUCUUCCCGUGGGUGAAGUUUGGUUGGUGGGUUUGUGUUCAAUCAGUUCAUGGAUUAAUACGAUGUCAGUUCAAAAUUAACGCUAGUUUCUGCUGGUUUUCCCCUUGGUUUGGAAUUACCGUUUGAUACUUUGAUUGCGUUUCUUGUAUUGGGCUGAUUUCGAUGAUUAUGUUGUUUGAUGAUGAACAGUUCCUUUUCCCCCACGCUGCCCCAAACUUCGUUCUUAGGAUUCCCCGACCCCAUUUUUGGAAGAGAGAAGGUUAAAUAUUUUCAGUGAUCUUAAGACCGAAAAAAGGUUUUUGUUGUUUGUAUUUUAUUCUUUCCGAUGUUUAGAUAUAUGUGUUCGUUCUGGUUGCCAUGUUUUUUCUGUCCCCUCGGAUAGUUGGAGUGGCGAGACACGUCAUGAAUUGAUUGUUUAAAUUUGGUUUCUUUGUUUGUUGCAGGUUGAACCCCCUCCUAUUUUUAGAUCAUCCCUAAUAUAGGCAUCAUGAGAUUUAAGAAAGGGAGCAAGGUGGAGGUGCUGGGAAAAGAAGAGGGAGUGUGGCGGCUGGGUGAAAUUACAUCUGGCAAUGGACACACAUACAGCGUCAAGUAUGAUGUUUCGAUGUUUGCAAGUGGUGAAGAUGUUGAGGAAAUGGUCCCGAGAAAGGCCAUUAGGCCCUACCCUCCAUAUGUUGAUUACCUCGAUUCAUGGUCUGUUGGUGAUGUUGUCGAGGUCUAUGUCAACCUUUCCUGGAGGACUGCAGUGGUUAUGGAAGUCAUGGAUGGAAAUUACUAUUUGGUUCAGCUAACUGGGAGUGCAAGAGAACUUCAAGCCAAUAAAAUCAACAUUCGAGUGCCCCAAUUAUGGCAAGAUGGCCAGUGGUUUGUCAUUGGAAAAGGAAAUAGUAGCUGCGAGGAUGUGAACUCCACGAAUGCAUCAACCUUGAGUUGCUAUCAGAAACCAAGCCAGAGGAUGAAGCAAGUUGGUGCCAGUAGAAAAUUGCAAGAAGGGAGUAACUAUCUAUACACUGAAAACAACACUGGUUUUCAGGAGUCUUGUGUUGUGUCAGCUAGAACAUUGAAGAGAGCUUCUCCUUUCUGGUCAUCUGACUUUGAAGCAUACGAUGCAAGCCUUCACAAAAGGAGAGCCUUUAGGAAAGAGGAGCAACUCCAAGGAGCGGUGAAGGGGUACCAAACAUCUUCACUGAAAAAGGACAGCAGUUCGACACAUGCAUGCUUUACUUUGAAAGAUCAAAAGAUGAUGCUGGGACACAAAAGUUGGGCCAGCAUGUGCUUCCCUUUCUUUUGCUUCACAUGCAUAUAUUUCUUCUUCUUCUUGGGCUAAGCAUGUCUAUUGCUAUUAGCUGAUUACAGUUUGUUUCAGGUUUGCUGGAACACAUACAGAACUUGUGGCUGCCACGAUGUGGGAAGUUCAUGCUAUUUUAAAUAUUCAAUUAUCCACAGGUUUAUUGUGCUUGUUUCUUCUGCAUAGUGGUAUCUUGUCUGAACUGAGUAAACAAGUCGGUCCAUGCCCCAUGGUUAGAUUUUGGAAGAAGUCACCUUGAUGCUUAGCUUGGUGCGUGAGUGAUUUUGAAGAAUUUGGGCAACGUGUAUGAUUUAGUUCUUGUGUCCUUUACACUCUCUUACAUUACCUGGGUAGUUGAUCAGUUCUGUUCUUCUUUUGCCCCCUCUAAAUCGAAGGUAACAUCACGGAUGUCUCUCCCUUGGAACUUGUUCCUCAAAGAGUAGCUGUAAUUCACUGCUAAACUUUCUGGUUUGUUUUCUUUCCUAACCUGCUACAUGUUGAAUUCAUUUAUCUUUUCGAAUUUCAUGUAAUGUUUCGACUGUUCGUAAACAUCUAGUUGCUGGUAAAGAUAUUAAAUCUGUUUCUUGGUUUUAUGAUUAGAAACCUCCUCUGAGGGUGGUUGAAUGGAGUUUGCAUGCAUGGCUGUUUAAUCUGAAUACCAUCUGAUUGCUUUGAGGUCCCUUGUCACUGACUCUUGAAAUUAACUUCCUGCUAUGGCGUUGCCGUAUCAGUUCAUCCUUAAACUAAUUACUUUUACUCAUCGCAAUCCUGCACAUAGGCAUGGUGCUAGUUUUCAGUAAACAAGAAGAUUGGACUCAUCAUAACAAGGUGAGUUUUCUCCUUCUCCAUGCUUUGCUUGUAUUUUGGUUUAAUGAUUGUAGUUAUGUUCUCUCCAUAUGAGGGAGGGGGUGGAUCACUGGUUGCUAACUCUGGCAUAGAUGUGAAUGACCGGGUCUUACAAAGUUGUCAGUCGCUCUGCUCUCUCUUGACAGUGAUGGCUAUAUACUCGAUCCAAUCCAAUCCGUUGGUACCAGUGUCAUUUUGAUGCAAUUGCUCGAUUCCAGAUCGUGAUAGUUACCAUGUUCAAAAUGGCAUAUAUCGCAGGCAUCUUUUGAUCUUUUAAAUGUUUUGAUUGUCCUGUUGGAUUGUUAUGUAUUCUGUCCUGGGUACCGGCACUUCUUCCUGGAAGCUUCCCCAAUAUCCAUUUGUUCAGUGACAUAGAUUAUCCAAUUGAAGAAAAACAACUCGUCUGAUAGUUCUGUGCAUUGACAUUAUGUAUCAAUGUACACCAUGUUCAGGAAGCAAACCGUUUCGACACCAGCACUAGGCUUGUUUGCGGCAUGGUUUCUCGUUGUUGAGCAAUCAUAACUGCUGUUCAUCAUCACAUCGAUUGCUUGCGUCGUCCCUUAAAGUUGGAUGACUUCGGUUGGGUCAAUGAUGCCCUGCGUGGUGUGUGAUGGGAUGAAAUUAAAGUGUAACUUAUUGCAAUUCAUGAUUCUUAUGGUGUUCUUUCUCGAGAAAACAAAUGAAUGGAUGAAAUCACUUUGGUUGAUAUGAUAUUGAUUCUUUGGUUCAAUAUAGGGCUGUUAAUCGG